CCUCACUCUUAAUGCUGCAUAUUGCUGUUUGCACUUCAACAGAGUCAGUGUUUCCUGAUUUAGUCAGUCAGCGCUGUCUCCCGUUCUCUGAGUCUCUAUUCUUCUUGUGUGGGAGGCUCUUUGUAGGACAUUUUUGUUGCUUUGGAGGAAGAGUUAUUGCAGAGGUGAGGUGACGGAUGCUGACACAAUACUUGCUUUCUCUGAUCUACAUGGCGGAUGAUGUUUCAUCACACCUGCAAACCUGAUGAAUUCACCAGACUGACUUAAACAGGGAUCAAUCAGACAAUUCAAGGAAAUGAACACCUCACAUCAUCAAGGACUGCAUCAUUCGUUUCGGAACCACAGCCAGGGAGCUCUGCCGGUGGGAAAACCCUCUCAAGGUGACAGAGGAUCGGCUUCUGGAUGCUACGAGCAGCUGCUGAUCUCCACGGAGGUCUUCCUCACGCUCGGCCUGGUCAGCCUCCUGGAGAACAUUCUAGUGAUUGCGGCCAUCGUCAAGAACAAGAACCUUCAUUCGCCCAUGUACUUCUUUAUCUGCAGCUUAGCUGUAGCAGACUUGUUAGUGAGUGUCUCCAAUGCUUCGGAAACAGUCGUGAUGGCGCUCAUCACUGGAGGCAACCUGACCAACCGUGAGAGCAUCAUCAAGAACAUGGACAAUGUUUUUGAUUCCAUGAUCUGCAGCUCUCUGUUGGCUUCCAUUUGGAGUUUGUUGGCCAUCGCGGUGGACCGCUACAUCACGAUCUUCUAUGCUUUGCGCUACCACAACAUCAUGACCCAGCGGCGGGCGGGCACCAUCAUCACCUGCAUCUGGACCUUCUGCACAGUCUCCGGCGUGCUCUUCAUCGUGUAUUCAGAAAGCCCAACUGUUCUCAUCUGCCUCAUCAGCAUGUUCUUCACCAUGCUGGCGCUCAUGGCCUCGCUCUACGUCCACAUGUUCCUUCUAGCCCGGCUACACAUGAAACGGAUCGCUGCCUUACCUGGAAAUGGCCCAAUCUGGCAGGCGGCGAAUAUGAAGGGCGCCAUUACCAUCACUAUCCUACUGGGGGUGUUUGUGGUGUGCUGGGCGCCCUUUUUCUUGCACCUCAUCCUCAUGAUCUCCUGCCCGCGGAAUCCUUAUUGUAUCUGCUUCAUGUCGCACUUCAACAUGUAUCUGAUCCUCAUUAUGUGCAACUCGGUCAUAGACCCGCUCAUAUAUGCCUUCAGAAGCCAAGAAAUGAGGAAGACCUUCAAGGAGAUCUGCUGCUGCUGGUAUGGACUUGCAUCUCUGUGUGUAUAAGUGCCAAUUUUAUUCUGACAGCACUUAGCAACUGGAUGAUGCUGAGAAUGGGGUGUAUGGUAAUUCUACUGGGCAGA
Messenger RNA from Danio aesculapii, 1353 nucleotides. RefSeq names its product melanocortin 4 receptor (gene mc4r). Lineage: Eukaryota; Metazoa; Chordata; Actinopteri; Cypriniformes; Danionidae. Gene Ontology annotation, molecular function: melanocyte-stimulating hormone receptor activity. Gene Ontology annotation, biological process: G protein-coupled receptor signaling pathway. Gene Ontology annotation, cellular component: membrane. Bases 296 to 1276 code for a protein of 326 amino acids. The transcript has a single exon. The record is from RefSeq and is a predicted model, not a curated record.